Rhagoletis pomonella (apple maggot) is the source of this 921-nucleotide messenger RNA. RefSeq lists its product as uncharacterized. The record is from RefSeq and is a predicted model, not a curated record. The transcript has 3 exons. NCBI's taxonomy places the organism in Eukaryota, Metazoa, Arthropoda, Insecta, Diptera, Tephritidae. The coding region runs from base 550 to 921 and encodes 123 amino acids.
GUUGUUGAACGAUCUUUUAGAUAGCCGCUUUUCGUUGUGUAUUCUUAUUAUUUUUAUGUUUUUUUUUCUUUACUUUUUUUCAUUUGCCUACAUGAGGAAGUGCGCGUAUGUAUAUCGAGCUAAUGCGCUGCUGGUGAGCUACGAUCAGUUGAAUGGCAAACCUCGUAUGGAAAAGUACAUGCAUUUUUACGUGGUCGCUUUUUUUAUUUCUUUCUUUUACAAACGGAAAAAUCAAGUUUCGUUAAUUUAUUGAUUGCAGCGGCGCGUAGGUUGUAGUUUCGGAAAAACAAAUUAAUAAAAUAAAUAGUGUCAGAGCCUUUUUACAAGUGACGCAAACAAACACACGCACACAUACAAGCAAAACAAUUACGAACACUUAUUUAAUAAAAAAAUUACUCACUUUACUAUAACUAUCGUUCAUUUAACGCUUAUCAGCGUCGCUUCAAAACGUUUACUUCAUUGGUUGUCGGUUCUGUUACUAAAAAUAGCGUUUUGCAAAAACUAUUACAAAAACAACGUGCCCGUUAUUUAUUAAUUAAACGGAAUAGUAUGCCAGAUAUAUUACAAGACUUUUUUGAGAUACAAAAUCCCAUUGGAACAUCAAUGUCAACAAAUAGUAGCGCUGGCGCAAGUGCUAUAGCAAAUGGCAGCAGGAAUUUGAAUGGUAGCGGCGAUGGCGAUGGCGGUGGUGGCGGUGCCGCUGUUGGAGACAGUGGUGGUGGUGGCAGAGCUAUUAGCAGCGUCAACACUCUAUCCGUGCCUGGUCAGCAAGAGAUGGUUCAUCAGAAUGGCGCACUUACAGAGGCACCCGCUCAGGGUUACAAGCGUAAGCUGGAACAUAGGUAUGUAAACGCACCAGUGUGGGUAUUCACUAACUACAAUCAUACAGAAUAUUUAUUCGACAAUAUAAAGGGGCGUUGA